Paramecium pentaurelia is the source of this 982-nucleotide messenger RNA. The record is from the annotation of a GenBank genome assembly. Lineage: Eukaryota; Ciliophora; Oligohymenophorea; Peniculida; Parameciidae.
AUGGCAGAAACAAAAGAAGAAGUUAAAGCUCAACCAAAAGUGUAUUCAUAUGCAGACUUGAUCGAAUUUGAAAAUAAAUAAGCUUUUAGUUCCAUUGGAAAAAUGCCUAUUUCAACUAAACAAACACUACCAAGUUACAGUUUCGGUUCUGCUGAGCGUGCCAAUCAAGCAAAGCUCUAUCAUAAUAAAGAACUUGCCAGAAUUGAUUUUGCAGGUAUCAAUCAAUCUUAGUCUUUUAAGGAAAGGGAAGUCCUGGACCAGUUUACAAUGUUAGAGGAGGAGAUCAAUUUUAUUAUACAAAGGAUGCAAAUACAAAAUUUGGAACUGAUCCUCGUAAUACAUUAAAUACAGGUGCUAAAUUUGAUUAUUAUCAAAGAAAGGAUGUUGAUGUAAAUAACUUAUUCUAUUCAAGUUUGAACCUUAAGAGGCAGAUUUAAAUAGAAAACCCAAAGCUGCAAAUGUCAAAAUCGGAUUAGAAUCAAGAGUAUUUCUUUCUUAAUAUUUUAUAGUUUCCUCCUGAAAAAAGACUCAAAGGAACACCUGGUCCUCAAUAUGAUCCAGCCAUUAAACCUGAGGUACCAACUCCACCUCAAUUUUCCUUUGGAUAUAGAAGAGAUAUCCCAGGAGCAUCAGCAUUAGCCCCUACAUGUUCUACUCCAGUUAUAGUUGGACCUGGAGCCUAUUUACAAAAGCCUCCUGCUAAUACUAGCAAUUUGGAAGACGCUUCCCGUUGGACCAUUCCAAAAGGACCAAAAAUUGGCAAGUACUUUGAAGGCUGGGAUAAAAAUCAAACAUACGAUACCAAAUAGUAAUCUUAAUAAGAUAAAAAAGAAUUGCUGUAGGAGUAUAAGUGAAUUCCAAAAAGAAAUCGUAUCCUGCAUUCAGUGUAGGAAAAUCUACAAGAGAAGCAAAAGUGGGACAUUUUAAGUAGUUGAUGGUCAAGGUUCCUUCAAAGGUGCACAUUCCUCAUCCUAAAAUUUGA